AUGGGCGACAACAAAUAUUACACUUUGGCUGAAGGCUGCCCUGUUGCAAGCAACAAAAUGGCUGUCAUGAUACGGGAUAGGAAGAGACAGGGCGGUGGGCUCGGAUUGCUUCAGGAUACUCAUCUCAUAGAGACUUUGGCUCACUUCUCCCGUGAGAGAAUCCCGGAGCGCGUCGUUCAUGCCAAAGCUGUUGGGUCUUAUGGCGAGUUUGAAGCCACCCGCGAUUGCUCCGACUUUACCUGUGCCAGCUUUCUCAGCAAGGUCGGAAAGAAAACGUCCGUGCUUCAGCGCGUGUCAACGGUCGGAGCUGAGUCAGGAUCUGCUGAUACUUCUCGCGAUGUGCAUGGAUGGUCAAUGAAGCUCUACACAGACGAGGGAAAUCUCGAUUGGGUUUUUAAUAACACACCUGUCUUUUUCAUUCGCGAUCCGAUCAAGUUCCCGUCGAUGAACCGAUCCCACAAGCGGAACCCCCGGACCCAUCUUCCUGAUGCAAGCAUGUUCUGGGAUUUCCACAUCGGCAACCCUGAAGGCAUACAUCAACUCAUGGUUCUAUUCAGCGACCGCGGAACUCCAAAGUCGCCUCGCUACAUGAAUUCCUACAGUGGACAUACAUAUAAGUUCACCAAGGCGGAUGGCUCGUUUAAAUAUGCCAAAAUCCAUGUUAAAACGCAGCAAGGAAUACAGAGUUUUACCCGCGAAGAAGCUACCAAGAUUGCCGGAGAGAACCCUGACUAUAUGAUCCAGGACAUGUUUGAGGCCAUUGAGAGAGGCGACUAUCCUGUCUGGAAUGUCUACGUUCAGCUGAUGACUCCCGAAGAGGCCGAGAAAUAUGAAGUAAAUAUCUUCGAUAUGACCAAAGUUUGGUCUCACAAGGACUUCCCUUUGCAGCAGAUUGGGCGUCUUACGAUGAACCGCAAUCCGCAAAACUAUUUCGCAGAUAUUGAGCAAGCUGCAUUUUCCCCAUCGACAAUGGUUCCGGGAUUCGCUGCAUCGGCUGAUCCAGGCAAGUCGAGACAGUUCUUAAAUUUUCCUCCUAGGAUUUCCCCGAAGCUAACCUGUGACUCAGUCUUACAAGCGCGACUAUUCGCAUACCCCGACGCCGCCCGUUAUCGACUUGGGGUGAACUACCAGCAACUCCCAACAAAUGCUGCCAAGGUACAAGUCUACUGUCCUUUCCAAAGGGACGGAAAGAUGCGGUUUGACCACAACUAUGGCGGGGACCCUAGUUACGUUGGCUCGACAAUCAAGCCCACCAAUUUCUAUCAAGAUGUCAAGGGAUCAAACCCCGAAGCAUUGUUCCUACAUACAGAGCAUGAAAAAUGGGCGGGAGAGGUUUCGGCCUAUUCCAGCGAGAUCACCGACGCAGACUUUGUCCAGCCCGCAGCAUUGUGGAAGCUUAUUGGUCGUGAGCCUGGUCACCAGGAUAGGCUAAUUGACAAUCUAGUCCUCAGCAUUAAGGACGUUAAGUACCCUGACUUGCGCAAAGCUGUAUAUGGUCUUUUUAGCCGUGUCGACAAGGUGCUUGGGUCAAAAUUGCAAGAGCGUACCGAAGCAGCAAUCAAGGCCGCAUGA
Penicillium expansum is the source of this 1572-nucleotide messenger RNA. RefSeq names its product catalase. The transcript is spliced from 10 exons. Gene Ontology annotation, cellular component: peroxisome; mitochondrion; cytoplasm. The coding region runs from base 1 to 1572 and encodes 523 amino acids. Gene Ontology annotation, molecular function: catalase activity; heme binding. Gene Ontology annotation, biological process: response to hydrogen peroxide; hydrogen peroxide catabolic process. The record is from RefSeq and is a predicted model, not a curated record. NCBI's taxonomy places the organism in Eukaryota, Fungi, Ascomycota, Eurotiomycetes, Eurotiales, Aspergillaceae.